This is a messenger RNA of Cavia porcellus (domestic guinea pig), 1049 nucleotides long. It is a transcript of the gene Abracl, whose product is annotated as ABRA C-terminal like. The transcript has 4 exons. Bases 406 to 651 code for a protein of 81 amino acids. The record is from RefSeq and is a predicted model, not a curated record. Gene Ontology annotation, biological process: regulation of actin filament-based process. Lineage: Eukaryota; Metazoa; Chordata; Mammalia; Rodentia; Caviidae.
GGCAGCUUUAUCUUCGCCCUGGCCACUUCCUUCUUCAGCCUUUACCUCCUCGUUCCCCUCGGACACCCGGGUCGGACCCGCGCGGCCUCAGCUCUCCAUUGGACGAGAAAACGGAGCCCAAAGGGGAGUCGCCCGGCCAGUGGCACCAGUGAUGAUCGAUCGUGUGAUGGGCCUGUAGAGGAGAGAUGUGGGGACCCGCACUUGGCAGGAUCCCAAACUUGCAGGAGCGAUUACCAAAUAUGGAGUGUGCGCGCCCCAGCGAGGGAGGAAGGAACCCAGUCAUCUUUUGACCCGCGCCGGCUGUUCCUGCUUGCAAAGAGAGGAUGAGGAGGGGGGCUGGGAAGAUGCCCUCCUCCAGGGUGUGAAGUUGGCUUUUGAUUCCCAGGGACCCCCACUCGGGUGAUAAUGAAUGUGGAUCAUGAAGUUAACCUCCUAGUGGAGGAAAUUCAUCGCUUGGGUUCAAAAAAUGCUGAUGGGAGGUUAAGCGUGAAGUUUGGGGUCCUUUUCCGAGAUGACAAAUGUGCCAACCUCUUUGAAGCAUUGGUCGGAACGCUCAAAGCUGCAAAACGAAGGAAGAUUGUUACCUACCCAGGAGAGCUGCUUUUACAAGGUGUUCAUGACGAUGUCGACAUUGUACUGCUGCAAGAUUAAUGUGGUGUGCACAUCUUUGCGUAUUACUGUUUUGGUUUUCUAAUAAACUGGAAUGUUAAGUCAAAGAACAAAUGUGAAUUUAAUGUAUUUUUAUAAAACUUGGUAAAUGGAAGGGGACUCAUAUUUUAGAAGUCUUCCCUUUUUUAUAUCUUAAAAGGAAUUGUAUGAACUGCGUUGUAAAAUAAACAGAACCUAUUAUUUUUCUCAGGAAUCUGGUUGGGAAAUGUAACCAAUGGAACUUUUUUUUUGAGAGAUUGGGGAAUAUUUCAUAAAGCCAUUCUUAGAUAAUUUCUGUAGAUAUAUGACAUUCUGUCAAAGUGAAAAGCAAAUGGUGACCAACUCCCACAAGAAAUGUUCAAGUUUUAUGUAAUAAAAACAUGUAACUGUUUUAAGAUCAA